Molecule: messenger RNA, 1023 nt
Organism: Fonsecaea monophora
Lineage: Eukaryota; Fungi; Ascomycota; Eurotiomycetes; Chaetothyriales; Herpotrichiellaceae
Exons: 4
Coding region: 1-1023 (340 amino acids)
Cellular component (GO): mitochondrion
Source: RefSeq, a predicted model, not a curated record
AUGCCUCAGCCGCAGCAGCAGCAGCAGGAACCUCUGCUCGAGAAUAAAGACAACGACAAACUCUCGGAGGAGCUGCCGGUUUGCUCGAAGGCGGUCUCUAUCCCCAAACCCCACGUGCACCUCCUGUCAGUGGGAAACGUGUCGGUGGAGCAGAAGAAACCUGCGCAAUGGAACACGAGGAAUCUGGGGUUGCGACUGGGCGCCGAUGUCACCUCUGCUGCAAGCGCCUCGGUCUUGAUUGCUCCCAUAAUAACUGUCAUUGACCGACUUGGUCCUCGGGUCUGCUUGUUCGAUGUCCUCCUGGGGUUCUGUCCGGACCGGACGUUGGGAGUAGGUGCCACUAACAGCAAGGACCAGAUCCAUACGAUCACCCGUCCACAUGCGUUCAUUUUCUCCAGGCCGUUCCUGUUGAUCUUCGCCUUGUACUUGUCAACCUACACGACAGCCAACGCCGUUGACACGCUCCACUCGACAGUUGCGUCCAAGCCAGCCUCUACAGUCUCUUCUGGCGCGACCAAAUUCAUUGCGACCUCGUCGGUGAAUAUGAGCGCGUGUGUGUAUAAAGACUCGUGCUUCGCGCGGAUGUUUGGGGCCGCGUCCUCUUCCACGGGGGCAACCGUUCCCAGGCUCUCUUACGCCCUCUUUGCCGUGCGGGAUAGUCUGACGAUCUUUGCGUCAUUUAAUCUACCGUCCAUCAUUGCGCCACAACUCGCGAACCUGCCUCUAGAGGUGAGGUCACGGUUUUCUCGCAUUCUCUCCACGGAGUCGGGCAGGAUGAACACGGCCCAGUUUAUGGCGCCGGCUGCCAUCCAAUUGAUAUCGACUCCGAUCCACCUGCUGGGGUUGGAUCUGUACAAUAGACAGGGUCGGUUGGGUUCUGGAGCACGAUAUUCGCGGGUCGUGCGGGAUUGGGGCGUCAGUGCUUUUGCUCGGAUGGGAAGGAUCAUUCCCGCGUUUGGCGUUGGUGGUGUCGUCAACGCGAACAUGAGGAGGAAUUUCAUGACGAAAAUCGAAGAGUUAUGA